AUGUGGCCCCACAAGGAAGGUCUAGGUGUCCAGCUAAGCUAUGGAGUAGAUGGUAAUGCUGUACUUAAACCAAAAUCAGCAGAAACUGCAGCAACGCUUACGGAUUCCACAUUGGCAGGUGUGACAAAAUCAAACCUUGCAAUGAGCAUGCUAGACUUCCCAAGACUUCAAACAGAUCAUCCAACAUUAACUCAUGUACACGGUGCUCGUAAAUCUCUUGUACCCCCACAGUCAUCUAGCUUUGACCUCACUUCCCGAGCCUAUAAUGAUCUUAAGAGUGUCUAUAUACCACAAGAAAUUCUCCGCUCGUUUCUGAUCGAGGCAGAUACUUUAACUGCACCUAUAGUAUACGACCCAGCAAUUGGUACACUCUUUCAAACGCAUGAAAUACGUACCAAGAGAGGUAAUAGAUAUACAAAAGUUCUCGCAUACGUAUCAGGAGAGUCUGGAACCAUUCUAAACGUCUCGAGCAUUUCAUCAACUAAGAAAAACAUUAUACAUAAUCAUCGCGCUGUUGAAGAAGUACUCAUACCAAGCAUUGAUUCCCCAUUUCAAGUAGAGUUUUCAGAACCAAUCAAGCAAAUCCAUUUCAGUUCUCUCGUAACAGCUUUUGAUUUUGUUCCUUCAUUUUUACUUAUCCGAACAGAAUCCAAUGUUUACAUCUUGAGUUGUUUCAGCAACAAAAAUACAAAUAAAAGUAAUAAUAACAUUAAAAUCAAUAAAAAUACUGCCAAUAUUAGCAAUGCAGACAAUGAAAUUGAACUCAAUAUUAUAGAGACAAUUAACUCGUCACAAUUGAAGGGAUACAGUUUUGCAGAUGUUUCAUUUAACCCUUGGGAUUAUACGCAAUUUGCUGCAAUCGACGUGAAGGGAAAUUUUGGGAUAUGGAAUUUCCAAUCACGGAAGAAAAUCGUUAGAAAGGUCAAAUUACAAAGUACAUCACUGGUUUAUGAUGCCAAGGAACUAUCUAAUUGGAAACGUAUUUCUUGGUCCUUCGAUUCUAACAAUAUUUUUGUCGCUACCAGAUCAUCUCUUACCCAAUUUAGCAUUGUUCGAGAACUUAUUCCAGAAAAGCUUAUUACAUUGGAAAGUUGGUCACAUUUGUUGGACAUUCAAAAAUGUGAACAAUAUUCGUUUUUACUAACAUCCAAGGAAUUAAUAUGGCUACUGUUGGUUGAUAAACCAGUCCAAAGGUUAAUGUCAUGGAAACAUUUCCUCGAUGAAAGCGACCCAUCGUUGAAAUUAACAGUAAGUGAAAUUGGUGAUAAUGAUGGCGAUAAAUCAAACAAGACAUUUUUAUGUAUGGUUUAUUCUCAAGUGUCUUCUUUAAUUUUUGUAUAUACGUUUGGAUUAAAGAAUGGCAAACCAUAUAGUUUACAUGAUCCAUAUUAUCUUCGUCGUCAAGGUCCAAUCAAGGGAUUAUACUUGACCAGACUAGAUAAAUCGUUUUUUCAUCCCUUUAACGAUGAAACUGAAUCUAAUGAUUCAUUGGACAUGAACAUUAGCAAGAGUGCUACAAAUAAAUUCACAUUAGGAUUAUUUGAAUUAUCACCGGAUUUAGCACUUUCAAUUGAUAUCCUUAAUAAUAGAGUUGGUUGUGAGGUACUGGGUCAUUCCGCAAGCAGUAAAGAAAGUUCACCAAUUGACCAAAAAGUUAUUCUGACUAAGAGUUCGUUUUUCAAGAAAUUUAGGAAAAAUGAUUUUGAACAAAUUGCAAAGGGACUAAUAAACAAUACCGCACUUGAUAAACAAGGAGAUGAUGUGGCCGAUGUCCAAGAAUAUGCAUACAUGCUUGGAAGAGGAAUCACUGAAUUAACGGAAGGUGGAGACAUCAUCCCCAUAUACAGAUCAUUGCUAGAAAUAGCUGAAACAUCUCCAUCUGUUAUCAAUGAUUUAUCAGAAUUUGAUACAAUGCUUGAACAGUUAGCAAACUUUUUCAAAGAACAACAAGUAUCGACCGCCAACUUCACUAAAAAUUCACUUUUACAAAAACUAGGACCAUUUAACAACUUAGCGGUAAAUAACGUCUACGAUUUAUACAAAGUGAUGUGUCAUUUAUAUUUACAGGAUCCACUUAAAAAAUAUAAUACAGACAACCAAGUUAAAAGGGCAUCUCUUUUACUUGGAAGUAGUUUGUUCAAGGCUAAAGCAAAUGCAGAAAAUUCUUCAACAUAUUUCCAAAAUUGCUAUGAUGAAGAACUUUCAAAGAGUUCAAAUAAAAUUCAGAACAUUUUAGGAAAUUGGCAAGUUGAAAACGUGGGAGAUUCCAAUGAAUGGGGGUCAUCCCAGGCAACAAUGCCAGAUUUAAUAUCAUCAUCUAUACCACAAUUGAGACGUGCAAGUUCCAAACGACCUAGACAUUUAUUACGUUCAUCACAACCUUCACUUAGAAACCGCUCGUCUCAACCGUUACAACGUACACAAUCACAACUCAGAACUCAAGUUACGAGUUCUCAACUUUCUCAAGUUGUGGAUCCUUCACUUACACACCAGGAUAAUCAAAGAUAUAAUAAUAUGUCACAGCCAGUAAUUGGGUCAUCUUCACAACUAACAAGUUCACAACUACCUGAUUCUCAACUCGCAACAUUCAAUGGGUCACAAAUCACAUCUUCACAGGUCACGACAGGAAAACGGCCAUCACAGGGACUACGCCGAGUCAAAAAGAAGAAGAAAGGGGGGUUUGCAUAA
[Candida] anglica is the source of this 2688-nucleotide messenger RNA. The record is from the annotation of a GenBank genome assembly. NCBI's taxonomy places the organism in Eukaryota, Fungi, Ascomycota, Pichiomycetes, Serinales, Debaryomycetaceae.